Messenger RNA from Anneissia japonica, 2394 nucleotides. RefSeq lists its product as uncharacterized. Lineage: Eukaryota; Metazoa; Echinodermata; Crinoidea; Comatulida; Comatulidae. The transcript is spliced from 11 exons. The coding region runs from base 1 to 2322 and encodes 773 amino acids. The record is from RefSeq and is a predicted model, not a curated record.
AUGUAUUUUUUGUUAGCUCGCUCCCUUAUAAGAAAAACAUUACCUGAACAACUGAAGCCCUCAGAAGCAACUAGAAGUGCAAGCUAUACCAGGAAACUCCCAGAAGGAAUUCGUGAGAAACUUGUUGCUAAACUUGCUGUACCUGGCAUUUUCCAUCCUCCUACCCUAUUUGGCCAACCACGUCAAAGAGCCAGAUUUGGUUUACCACUUCGAACAGCAGAUGUACGUAGCAAAAAUCCUAAUCAACAACACAAGGAGAGUUUUAUACCAAGUGAUGUCACAUGCAUUUGGGACUAUGCCGGUCAACUGACCUAUUAUAUAUCUCACAGGUUUUUCUUGACAGAUGGCUCAUCCUACUCUGUUGUGUUUAGUGUGUUAGAUGAUUUGGAUGCUCUAGCAAACCCAAGAGAUAUCUUACAAGGACAAUUUGAAAUGACAAAUCUUCAGAUGAAUGUAUUUUGGAUACGGUCAAUAUACGAACAUGCUGUACUACCCUAUCGUGGAAGGACUCGGAAGUUGAUCAGUGGCAUAUCAUCACCCACGAUUAGUUUAGUUGCCACACAUAAAGACAAACUAUUGGGGACUGAGUCAGAAAAGGACAAGUUGAUCACAACCAAGUUCAAAAGAAUAUUUGAUGAAGUCAAGGGAACACCAUAUGAAAGCCACGUAGAUCGCGAGAUGUAUGUUGUAGAUAACACUGUGGCUAAGGAUGAAGGGAUUGAGAAAUUGAAGAAGAAUAUCGGAGGAUAUAUGAAGGCAAUGGCUAAACCUAUUCCCACUACCUGGGUGGAUUUCCAGUCAAAAGUACAAGACGUUGGAAAAACAAGACUUCAUGUUUCCUUAGAUGAGGUCGCAGAAAUUGCAUCUGAAUGUGGAAUUUCUAAAACAACGCUCAAAACUGUCCUCGAUUAUCUAAACGACACGGGAAUAAUUCUGUACUCUAAGACUAAUGAGAAAUUAAAGUACACGGUUAUUACGAACUUACGCAUGAUGAUCGACCUCUUGACAAAAAUCAUCACAGUAGUGAAACCAGAUGAUAUUGACAAGUUGCCUACACUGAUGCAUUUAUGGAAUAGACUCGACAGUGAGGGAAUUCUACAAGAACAGUUGCUACGUCAUUUGUGGAGACGUGAGAUAGAAAAUGAUACCAGCAACUUUGAGGUAUUCCUUGAACUGCUUAAGAUGUUUGGGUUACUGUUUGAGAAGCAAAAGGGAUCUCAACCUGGUAACCGAAUGUUCAUGGUUCCCACUCGGAUGCAAAUCAGUAAAGAGGGCUUGGAAGUUAAGGAAGAUGAGCAGCAAACGGUGUCGAUUUAUGUGACUCCAAUAGACUUCCUACCGGAUGCUGUCUACAAUCUGCUGGUGGUUUCGUUUUUAGACUUGAUGAAUGACAAAGGUAGGAGUAGUGAUCAUGUGGAAUUGUUUCGGAAUCGUAGUGACUUUGACUUAGAUGAUGAGCAUGUGGUGAGUCUAGGAGCUGUCAAAAUCAAGAACAGGCAUGCACUGAAGAUUGAAAUAUCACAUAGGAUAAAAGUUGAUGAACAUGGCAAAGAAGAACCUCUCGAACCACAUCCUAGCAUCUGCAUGGAGGUAUUAAGUUACCUCCGUCAGCAAUUGAAAACUGUGUAUGUUACUACAGAAGGAGUUGGUUAUGAAUUACGCAUCCUUUGUCAUGCCUGUGAUGCUACGCUGCGACCGCUGCAUAAACUUGAGGAAUGUUUGAAAAAAGAUAGUGUGCCAUGUGGAAAAAGAAAGUCAGUUGCAACGACUCGUAUCAGACGACUUUUUUCAACAGGUUUUGAUGAUAACUCUACACAAGGAACCUUGAAUUUUCUGGCACUUCAGACAUUGAUUGUUGGGUGUGGAACCAAAGAACUACGGAGGUACUUUCUAGACAAAACUAACCUUACCAAACCGGAAGUUAUACCAUUUUUGACAAGGGAGAGGUGUGCAUUACUAAAGGAUGUUGAUUUUGGAGAUGAUUCAACAACAGUGUUUUCAUCAACCAGCAAUAUUGAUGCAUUUCACAUGGAAAUCAUGAUAAAGUUAAUUCGCUGCUGUUGUCACAACACUAAUACAGAAGACUUCUGGGAGAACCCUCUGGUUGAUGACAAUUCCGAGCUGGCAAAUCUUGUUCGCAUCUAUCAAUAUAAAAGAACUGUUCUAGACUGCAGUUAUAGCAACAGUGUCACAAAGGAGGUGUUUGAUAAGCAAUGGAAGGAACUCACAGCAAUUUUUACAGGUGUUGGAGUUCCUGUUGAAGACAUUGAGAAUUACCGCGACCCAUGGCAUUACAAGGAUGGAGCCUUGGAAGGUAAGUAACUAAUCUUAUUAAUAAUAGCUGCUGCUGCUGUUAAUGCUGAUUUUGCUGUUGAUGCUGAGUCUACUGCUACU